GUCUACGUUAGAAGCGACAAGAGCGAAAUUCGCACACGCACUUCUGCACACACACACUCUCGACAAGCCUUCUUCACAGAGGCGCAUCGGUGCUGAACAACAAGUGUGUGCACGUCAAACAAGUUAGCGAAUUCAGAGACAGAAAUUAAGAAACAGACUUUGCACAAGAAGACUAACAGACACCCAAACGAUUGGCUGAACACUGACCCCCAGGAGACAGGUUCUCUCAACGCGCAGCUAAAGAAGACGAGGAGACGACAGAGCUAACUCAGCUCUUUGAGACUAAAACGAGACCUUGUUGGUACCCGAAGACCUGAGCUUUAGAACCAGACCGGUACUUGUGGUUGAAGCCCAGAAGCUGUGGUCAGAAUUGGUUCAGAAACGGUCAGAAGUUCCGGUAAGAAGGUGCAGUCAUGCAGAAAGUAUCUGUGGUCCUGUUGGUGGGAGUCCUGACGGUGCUGGUGACUCUGUGGGCUGGAGUGGACACAGCCCCCACCCUGCUGACUGACAGAGGAGACAUAAAGCUGACAGGUCCAGCUACAGGCGACUCAAUUGUGCAAGAGAGAACGGAACCGUCAACGGUCAACGCUUCUAAACUACUGAAGACCCUACUGAUGACCAGCAUCCCUGUUGGUCCAGAAAAGACGUCCACACCCACCAGCAGUCUGGAUAGACGAUUGAAGAUGGAUCCGGUGAUGAGCAGCCCAGAUAGACGAGCCCAGAUCCUGAAGAUGCUGUCAGCGCUGGAGGAACUCAGCAGGACGAUCAACAGCACCCUGAGCACACGGAUGACCAUGAUGCCCAGAGGGUCAGCAAAUGGCAGAAAUUCAGGAAAGAAGAAAGCGGUAGCUGAGGCAGAUAGAGUGAAAACCACCACAGUGCCUCCUGUGGAUGUUGGAGGUAGCGUUACUGCAUCCCGGGCCAGCACUGACGGCAUAGACAGCCUGAGUGGCCGAAACUUCAAGAAGUCCCUCCCACAGCAACCCAAGAAGCCCAGCAACAAGAGAGUGUGUUUCUGGAAGUACUGCUCCCAAAACUGAUCCUCCACAGACCCUAACAAACACCCCUAUAAACAUCCAUGGUACCCUCCAAACCAACAUUCACCCCAUCCUACCCCCACCCUACACCCGGGCACUAGGCAACCAAUGCGGCGAGGCAUCGGAGGCCCGGCGCCACCACUGACCUUUUCAUUGGCUCAUGAAUAACAGUACUGACCAAUCAGGUUGCCCCAUCAUCGACGUGUGUACUUGUGCCUAUGCGCACAAAAGUCUGUUAACCGUUUAUAGAAGAGAAAACGCUGUGUGUGAUCUCUAAUAAAGAUGACCCAAGCACGAUAAAACUAUACGACAAUAAAGACAGGUUUAUUUUUCUACAGAUCCCUCACUCUCUCUCUCUCGCUCUCUGUUGUUCAUUAUGGAAUGACCAAUAUGUCCAAAAUGACCAAAAUGACUGAAACUGUGUGCAGUUGGCUGCUAAACAUGAGGUUGAGGGCAGAUGUAUUGCUGUUUUUUGAGGGGCUCAUAGGAUCAUUUGAAAGGGUUCGUGGCAUCAUCGCAAAGCUCAGAGACUAUUGUCUUAAAGGUUAUGUACACAUUGGUUGUUUAAAGUAAUGUUACUGGACUGCUUACAUUGGUGGUAGAGAUUUACAUAAGAGAUUUACACACUUCUUGCAAAACUAGAAUUCCUGGAGAGGAUGUCCCCAUGGUAACCCAUGGUGGCACUGUAAACUACGCUUGUUGAUAUUAGGGCUUUUAAGUUUCGGGUUCCACAGUAGAGUCAGUUGUACCGUUGCCUUGGUGACUGUGGGUGACUGGGUUGA
This is a messenger RNA of Salmo salar (Atlantic salmon), 1819 nucleotides long. RefSeq lists its product as uncharacterized. Gene Ontology annotation, cellular component: extracellular region. Lineage: Eukaryota; Metazoa; Chordata; Actinopteri; Salmoniformes; Salmonidae. Gene Ontology annotation, biological process: regulation of blood pressure; blood vessel diameter maintenance. The record is from RefSeq and is a predicted model, not a curated record. Gene Ontology annotation, molecular function: hormone activity.